AGAUUAAAUAAUAAUGAGUUUAUGGUUAUCACUGACUAGCACUCUGACACAGAGCAGUAUGUAUUUGUCAAAAUAAUAUCAUUGUUGUGAAGAGCUCAAUUUGAGGCUGAAAUACGAAGGUUCAUCUGCGGUUACGUUUCUGUUUAGUUUGAUUGUGUGAAUUAUAACUCCCUUUGUCCCUUCGUAGGUGUGUCUGCUAAUGCUUCACGACAAAAAGAGUUUCGACAUCGACAGCGACAACUGCUCUACAAUUCAUCUCAUAAUCAACAUAGCACAAAUCCUCGUUUUGAUAGUGCCAUCGGUGACAACAUAAAUAAUGACCCAACAGUUUGUGACUUGAACGAAAAUCAGUCAGACUCGCUCGACACUACAUCUGACACUGACUCAGAGGAUGAUCACUACUACAAUAUUAGUAUGGAUGACACAUCGGAUAAUGAUGAUUUAUUCACUCAAGCAGACGGUGAUUUACACAACACCAAACCAUUAUAUUUUAAUUCAAAUAUUACUGUUGAGCAAGCUUAUAUUUAUAUUUGUGAUUACAUUUCAGAAUUUAAACUAACACUAGUUCAACAAAAACGAUUAAUUUUAUUACUUAUAUUGUUACUACCGAAUGAUAGUUUAUUGAAUCAGAAACAUUUAUCAAAAUGGAUGAGCGUAAAAAACUCAUUUACUUAUUCCGUCUUAUGUGCUCAUUGUACAAAUAUAUUAGAUACAAAAACUGGUAUUUGUUCUAUAUUAUGCCCAAUGAACGGAAAAUUAAGAACAGAUGACGGUAUUAUUGAAACAUGUUUAGCUGACAUAAAAGGUUCUAUGUCAAGAGUGGCUGAAAGAAAUAUCGAUUUGAUCAUGGAAUAUCCAAAACAAGCUAAAUUUCUUGUGCCAAAUGAUAUAAUAAAUGGCACGAUAUACCAAAGAGAUGCAACCAACGAUCCAACAAUAACCAUACAACUACAUUCUGAUGGCUUUGACAUUCUCACCACAAAACACAAGCACUGUUAUGCAACAACAGCCACCAUUCUUGAGAUCCCACCACCACUUCGUGAUUAUGCCCAAAACAAAAUAUUAUUAUCGUUAUAUUUCUCCAAAAAAGAACCAACACCUGAAUGCCUACUUAACAAUUUGAUUAAGAGAUUAGACGAAUUACGAACAAUAGGAUUAACGGUAAUAAAUUCCAACAAAAAGAUUAAUUUUAAGAUUAAAUUCCAAGGUGAUAAGAACGAUCAACCGUGUCGGUCGUUAAAAUGGAAAAUAUCCCAGUUUAAUGGCUUUGAUGCGUGUACGAACUGCCUACAACACGGUGAAACGCGCAACUCAAACAUGGUGUAUUAUCCGUAUACUACUAACCCCACACCUCGAACACAACAAAUGUAUUUGAAUGCUGCUAGAAUGGCCGACUCAAGAACAACAGUAACGCAACAUGCCAUCGUACAAGGCAUUAAAGGCACGAGUCCUUUAUUAAAAAUAUUCGAUAACGUUAGUGAGCACGCUCUGUUCGAUUACAUGCAUGCUUGCUGUGGAUCAUCAGGCCAUAUGGCACAUGUAUUGAGAAGAUGGAUUACCUCAGCAUCAGCAAAUGUUGCACAAUCAAUGUCGGAUUUCAUUCUCAAUAUUAUGAUGCCACACGAUACCAAAGUCUCAUUCAAACUACUAAGUCAGAUCGAUUGGUGGAAGAGUAAAGACUAUCGUUUCUUUCUACUAUAUAUUUCGAUGCCCUUUGCAAUUAAUUAUGUUCCACAUCAAGUAACUAGUCAUUAUGUAUUAUUCUUCAUUUCAAUUCGCAUUUUACAUUAUUAUCAAUACAGAACAGAUAUUGAUUAUGCUGAUAUGUUUAUAGACAAUUAUCGUAAAGAAUUAGCUAAUAUCUAUGGCCAUGAUUGGGAUUUAUAUACGAAUCAUUUAUUCAGAUAUUUUCCCUCACAAGUUAAAAAUAACGGAAGAGCAAUGUUAAAAUAG
Molecule: messenger RNA, 1953 nt
Organism: Didymodactylos carnosus
Lineage: Eukaryota; Metazoa; Rotifera; Eurotatoria; Philodinida; Philodinidae
Source: the annotation of a GenBank genome assembly